AACACCCUCCUCUUCUUCUUCUUCUUUCUCUCUCUCUCUCUCUGUAUAUAUAUAUAUAUUUAGAACACUCACUCAGUAAUAAUACUCCUAAUAAUCUAUACUACUUGCUCUCCUAAUAGUGUACAAAAAGAAGAUAAGGAGGAUAGCUUAGCCUUUGAUGAUGGAUGGAAUGUACGGUCUAAACUCCGCGGCGGAGUACUCAGACAAGGCUUUGAUGUCCCCAGACAAUCUGAUCUUACCCUCGGAUUAUCAGACCUUGUUGUCUUCUUCUUCUUCUUCAGGUGCUUUUGCCUCUUUCCGCGAUCAUCAUCAUCAUCGGAUUCCAAUAUUCGGAUCCGAGGAGCUUCUCUCAGCGGCAGCUUCAGCUAUCUCCGAAGCCUCAGAAAUUCAACGCGAAGAGCUCGACAUGUCCACCAUCAUCAAAGCCAAAAUCGCUUCCCAUCCUUGCUACCCUCGUUUGCUUCAAGCUUACAUCGAUUGCCAAAAGGUAGGGGCGCCCCCGGAGAUAGCGAGUUUAUUAGAUGAAAUCCGUCAAGAAAACGACCUUUGUAAGAGAGACACUGUUUCCACGUGUUUAGGAGCCGAUCCCGAGCUCGACGAGUUCAUGGAAACCUACUGUGACAUGUUGGUCAAGUACAAAUCUGAUCUUUCCAGGCCUUUUGACGAGGCAACCACGUUCUUGAACAAGAUCCAAAUGCAGCUCAGCAAUCUCUCCACAGGUGCCUCCAUUAGAACCCUUUCCGAUGAAGGUGCUGUAUCAUCAGAUGAGGAUUUUAGUGGUGGAGAGAUGGAGGUUCAGGAAGCUCAAAUGAGGGGUGAAGAUCGAGAUCUUAAAGAUAGGCUAUUACGUAGGUUUGGCAGUCACAUUGGUACAUUGAAGCUGGAAUUCUCGAAGAAGAAGAAGAAAGGAAAGUUACCAAGAGAAGCAAGGCAAACAUUGCUUGAGUGGUGGAGCGUUCACUAUAAAUGGCCAUAUCCAACGGAAGGUGAUAAGAUUGCGCUGGCUGAAUCAACAGGCCUAGAUCAGAAGCAAAUUAACAACUGGUUUAUAAACCAACGAAAGCGGCAUUGGAAACCAUCAGAGAAUAUGCAAUUGGCAGUUAGGGAUAAUCUUUCAGGACCAUUCUUUGCCGAUGACUGAGGUGCAUAUGUACAGACUCAAGUUUCUCCUGAUAAUUUACCUGUUGUGUUGGUUUAAUGUAUAUUAUAAAAUGGAAACUGGAGUGACAUUAAAAUGUUUAAUUUCCUAGAAGAAAGGAAAAAUAAUUGUAAAUUUGGAAGUCGACCAACACUGAUAAUGGAAAUGCUUACAUA
This is a messenger RNA of Quercus lobata, 1314 nucleotides long. It is a transcript of the gene KNAT6, whose product is annotated as homeobox protein knotted-1-like 6. Gene Ontology annotation, molecular function: DNA binding; DNA-binding transcription factor activity, RNA polymerase II-specific. NCBI's taxonomy places the organism in Eukaryota, Viridiplantae, Streptophyta, Magnoliopsida, Fagales, Fagaceae. The transcript has 5 exons. The coding region runs from base 158 to 1141 and encodes 327 amino acids. Gene Ontology annotation, cellular component: nucleus. Gene Ontology annotation, biological process: regulation of DNA-templated transcription. The record is from RefSeq and is a predicted model, not a curated record.